Molecule: messenger RNA, 1818 nt
Organism: Monoraphidium neglectum
Lineage: Eukaryota; Viridiplantae; Chlorophyta; Chlorophyceae; Sphaeropleales; Selenastraceae
Exons: 4
Coding region: 1-1818 (605 amino acids)
Source: RefSeq, a predicted model, not a curated record
AUGUCCUGCCUGCAGGGUUGUAUCCGUCUGAUACAUUGCCGGCGCCUAGAGGCGGGUGGCGGUUCUGACGGCGUGCUCAGCCGCCCAGCGGCGCGGCGCCUGACCGUUGCGACGGAGCUCGUCCAACAGUGCAGCUGGGAUUCUGGCAGCACAUGCACGCUGGGCACAGAGUACACAACGCGCACAUUGUCCGCCGCCAAGUCAGACCCCGUGGCUCAGUUCGUGUCGCAGUCCCUGUCGUGCGCGCGCAUCACUGGCGCUGCGGCGUGCGCCGCUGACCCCGCGUGCGCAUGGGACACGUCGUUCGCAGACGGCCAGGAGGGCUGCUUCAUUUCAGAGGCGUCGCUGCUGUCCGCCCAGCAGCUGUGCGUGCAGCCGCGCUACGCCCGUGCGCUCGGCGCGCUGCAGUCCUGCCUCGCGGGCCGCAGGUCCUGCCAGUGCCCCGACGGCGCGAGCUGCACGGCCGCCACAGGUGCCGGCGGCUGCCAGCCGCUGCUCGGCUGCUGGCUGGCCAAGCUGCAGAAGUCACCGUUUGACGUCAUCCAGCUGGCGCAGGUUCAGAUGCUGCGAGUCGGCCCGCUGCUGGCGACGCUUGCGGUCAACUCGACGGCGACCGGCCUGACGGCGUCGCCGCCGCAGGCGGCCGGCGCGGCGACGCCCGCCAACGGCCGGCGCCGCCUGAUGCAGCCAUUGGGCCUGAACCAGCCCGUGUUUGACGACCCAACCAACGCCAAGAAGAAGGCCGCCGGCCUCGCCGCGGCGCCGGCGCCGGCGCCGGCGGCCGCGCCCGCCAACCCCCAGGCGCAGCUGCAGGAGGGCGGCCAGAACAAGCCGAUCCUGUCGGACACGGCGGCCAUGAACGGCGGCGGCGGCGGCGGUGGCGGCGGCGCCCCUGGCGACGUGGGGAACCUAGAGGCCGGCUCCCUCUUGGAUGCGGGGAUCAUCCAGGUCGACAAUAGCGCCUCGGCGGCGACCCCAAGCGCCCCCGCCGCCGGCGACGACGCCAGCGCCGGCGACGGCGACGCGCUGGCCAUGACGUACGCGCCGCCGUCGUUUUGGAAGUGCCUGGAGGACGCGGCGGUGACGGCGGACACCACGCGCAACUGGGCGGGUAUAGAGUACAACGUCAAGAAGCUGACCCUGGAGACGUGGCUGAAGGUCAUCACAAAGCUGUCCCUGCUGGACUGGGGCAUGAAGGUCCUGGACUGCUACAAGCAGCAGGCCGCCGCCAGCAAGCAGGGCGGGGUCGGCGCGGCCCCUGACGGUCAGGCCCAGGAGUCAUACGAGUUUGCAAUUGUUGCCCUCGUACGCGCGUUUGGCGCGAUGCGGGAUCAGUUUGCGGAGUAUAUGACUGCCGACGCCGCCGCGCGGCCCGCGCUCGCGGCGUCGGGGCUGAAGGCGCUCACGGGGCAGCUGCUGCCGCCGGUGGCGGCCGACCUGGCUGCCAAGUACAACAGCAGCGCGGCCUACUCGGGCGAUUCCCUGCUGCAGUCGCGGGCGCUGGUGGCCGACAUGCUCUGGUUUUCGCGCGAAGCCGCCGCAAUCGGCGAGGCGACGGGCCAGGCCGGGCCGGCCUACGAGGCGCUGUUUGCCUACACAGGGGAGCAGAUGCGCCACCUGCUGCGCUGGCUGUUCAGCGCCCAGUUUGGGGGCCCGCACGGCUACCUGCCCACCGCGCCGCCGGUGGUGCCCGCGGGCCUCGCGGCGUCGCAGGCCCUCUCAGCGCUCGCCGCCGCGGCGCUGCCCGCGGCCGGCGCGCAGCUGACCGACCCGCGACUUUUGGGGCGUCCGCGUCGCGACAGCGCGCGCGACGGCUGA